AGCGUCCACUCUUGGGUGUAUUCUUACUCCUUCAUUUUGUUGCAAUGCCUGAUCCAGCUAAGUCCGCUCCCGCUCCAAAGAAGGGCUCCAAAAAGGCGGUAACCAAGGCGCAGAAGAAGGAUGGAAAGAAGCGCAAGCGCAGCCGCAAGGAGAGCUACUCUGUGUACGUGUACAAGGUGCUGAAGCAGGUCCACCCUGACACCGGCAUCUCCUCCAAAGCCAUGGGGAUCAUGAAUUCCUUCGUCAACGACAUCUUCGAGCGCAUCGCGAGUGAGGCUUCCCGCUUGGCGCAUUACAACAAGCGUUCCACCAUCACCUCCAGGGAGAUUCAGACGGCGGUGCGCCUGCUGCUGCCUGGGGAGCUGGCCAAGCACGCCGUGUCCGAGGGCACUAAGGCCGUCACCAAGUACACCAGCUCCAAGUAAAUGGACGCCUGUUCAAACCCAAAGGCUCUUUUCAGAGCCACUUAACAAUUUCAAUUAAGAGUUUUAAUGCUGGGUGCUGCUGUAUUCUACGGGAGAAGUGUGGCCAAUACAGGUAAAAUUCUACAUUGCCAGUUUAUCCUGUGCCUCUGUUAAACACUAAGAUUUUAGAGCUUAUUUGUCUUUAUAAAGGUGGUGUGUAACUACAUUGCCCAGGCUACUGGUGUUAAACUCAAGCAAGUUUUCCCACCUCAGCCUUGCCUUGUAUUGCUGAGCAGAUAAUUUGACACAGCAGGAAAAGUGGACGUUCUAGUUUAGGAACCAAAAAUUAAGUUUGCAACCUAGAUGCAAUCAGCUUGGAGCAGCACGUCCAGUCUGGAGCUGGUAAAUUUGAGUAUUCAAGAUGACUUGAAAAUACACUGAGCACCUAUGAUAGUGAACCCACUCUAGAUAGCAUAAUGUGAUCUUUGUGGGAGCCUCCUAGAAUUUAAUGUCAACUGGGAUAUUAUAGUUUACCAAGUACCUGAGAAAAAUUGAAAUUUCUUGAUAGAUAAGGAUUAGAUGACAAACUAUGAAAAUGAAAAAAAAUGCCAUGGAAUAAACCUUUAGUUAUUCGGCAAGUAAUAUGAGGGGUUUUAGGUGUCUUUGAAAAAAUUUA
Mandrillus leucophaeus (drill) is the source of this 1080-nucleotide messenger RNA. RefSeq names its product histone H2B type 1-F/J/L-like. The coding region runs from base 45 to 425 and encodes 126 amino acids. The record is from RefSeq and is a predicted model, not a curated record. The transcript has a single exon. NCBI's taxonomy places the organism in Eukaryota, Metazoa, Chordata, Mammalia, Primates, Cercopithecidae. Gene Ontology annotation, cellular component: nucleosome. Gene Ontology annotation, molecular function: protein heterodimerization activity; structural constituent of chromatin; DNA binding.